CCGAUCAGCCUGACCAUAGCGGGUCGGCAUUCAACCCACUUCACCUUGCGGUGGACUUGGAAGAAGACUGUCCAAGAUUCACUAGCUCCUUGCCCUGUGAACCAGGUGGCGGAGAUCAAGAUUGGAGUGAGGCGAGAUGGCGAAUCUCAGACAGGAGGUGGUGAUGGACGAUCAGGCGUCGGUCGGAGCAAGAUCUCCACCCCCAGCCCCGGAUAUACUGGAAGUCUCUGAACCCAGAGUUAGAGAACUCCUGGCACAAUGUUACGAGGAGGGCAAUAUCCCUGAUAAUAUUCCAUGCGAAAGUGUGGAAAUUAUCGGCAGAGAAGCUGUAAUCAAGGUCAACUCCGAGUUCGAUCAGAUCAAGGUGAGAUGGUUGAAAGAGCGUACCGUGGUGAUAAUUUUCAAAGAUGCUGCCAAAGAUCUUCCAAGGAAGGUGAAAUCGGACCUCAUCAGAGCGUUGGAGAACGGAUGGACCAGGGAUAACGUUUUCAACCCACCUGCACCUAGAGGCACAAUUCGGUUCGAAGGUCCGAAUGUCCUAUCAUAUGUAGCCAGAAAUACAGUCGUAUCAAACUGGAUGAUAGAACAAGCAGAAGGAAGGGUAGAGGCGUUCGGGGUGGAAUAUGGCAUGAGUUUUAGACCCUGGAUGACGCGACUAGAAUGGAGAGACUUCCCUAGACGACAUGAGGAAUCCACCUUCUGGGUUAUGGCCUUGCAGGUCCCACUGGAUUCGAUAGUUUACACCAAGACAUCAAUCAGGAGGAUUAUUGGUCCAAUCUUGAAAGACUACCCGCCUAUUAGAGAUACCUCGAGACCAGAGCUUAUGAAUUUAAAAUAUGAUGUGGAUCCUCAGUGCAGAGCUAGAAUGGUCGAUAGGAUUUGGGUAGAAACAGACAAUGGAGACCUCAGGGAACUGCGACUGGUCUCAUCGUCAACCCCUUGGUUUAGAAGAUGCAGAAGCUUCUUUCACAUGGAAGACAAAUGCACACAGAACUUUAAACUCAACCAAGGAGGACAACGAGCUCAACACCAAGGAGAUCGGAGCUCCGUAAGGCAAGAUGAGGGAGGAAACGAAAAUCUUAGACCUCAAGGAUCUGGCGGCAGAGGCAGCGAACGUGCAGGCAGCUUUUGUGGCCCGUUGGCGAACUCUGCAGUGCAGCAAGGUUCUUUCGUGAAUGAUCAACCGCGUCGGAAUGGACAAGCCACACUCCAGCAGUCUCAGCAGGAUCUAUCGUCUCAGCAUGUGAAACCACUUUUCUCCCCGAGAGCGGAGUACCCAGUCUAGAGACAACAACAGUUACAAGAAAGAGACGCCCUCUUUCAUCUGCAGAGACUGCAGAGAGCAGCAGAGCUUGCGGAUAACAAUCAAUUAACCACGCAAGAGCACGCUGUAAUGCCGAGACUUGAUGGUCCUCAACCCAACCUCAAUGUACCACCGGCUGCGGCAGCCCUUCAGAGAGACGCGAGAGGUCGAUCUCCCUCAAAGAUGGUCAGAAUGAUCCCGAGGCAACAUCAGAAUGGUGAAGGUAGCAGCAGACCAGAACAAGAGGGAGAAGUAGUGCAAAGCGAGAACUCGCAGAACUCCCUCGCAAACUCAGAUAGAUCUGCAGGUGCGGUUAGACAGACCAUAGCCACUCCAAGAGUUGGCAUCAAGAUGUCUCGGGACGGGAGAACUGUUACCAUUGGAAGAAGCCAGCUUCAAGGCUUGGAGAAAAGAGUUCUUCCGUUAGUAUUCUCAUUAAUCAACAACACAGUACAAGUGCUGGCGUGGAUGUCGCCACAAGGCACAACACAAGGCAUGAAGGCAUUACAACACCCCUUCAUGUCCGCAGCGAGCACAGCAGAAACUAGUGCAGAGAUGUGCGACUACGCAAUGUUGUAUUUCAAAGACAUCCUCACAUCGAGAAGGGUAGGAGAAGACCUGCAACGUGAUCUCACAGUCAACUCUGAUCAUUGGAACCACACCACCAACAGACUCACCAACCUGGACAGCAUCAGCCUGGAAAACCCCAUCACGGAGAUUGAACUACGUGCAGCGGCGGAUUCGAUGGCAAAAGGAAAGGCAUCAGGGAGCGAGGGUCUACCGAUAGAAUUCUACACAGCACACUGGAAGGUUCUCGCUCCCCAUCUACUGGAAAUCUACAACGAGGUGCUCGCCGGGGGGUCCCUCUCUUCGAAUAUGGCCUAUGGAAUUAUCUCGGUGAUCUACAAGAAGGGGAACAAGGAAGACAUCAGGAACCGGAGACCGAUCUCCCUCCUAAAUGUCUCCUACAAGAUCUUAGCGAAGGUCCUUGCAAGAAGGUUAGCUCAGAUGUUACCGGAACUAGUGGGUAGGGACCAAGCAGCGUUUGUCAGAGGAAGAUCUAUAUUUGACAAUAUUGUCACAGCAAUGGAGGCCUUGGAGCUAGUGCGAAGUGAGAACCAAGAGGUGGCCAUUCUCCUUUUGGACUUGGAGAAGGCCUACGACCGAGUGAACUGGGCUUAUGUGCUCACAACGCUCAAACACCUAGGCUUUGUUGACGCAAGCGACGGCACUGACGGAAAGAGUGAGUGUGAGUGCGCCCGCAAUGUGGCGUGUCGGCUCCUCGUCUCAGCUGGCCACGGUAGAGACAUCAUUCUGUCGUCCAAGUGCAGGAGUGUCAGAGGGAAGGAUGAGAGGAUUGAGAGGAAGAAGGUGGUCUGUCUUCUGUUGCCUGGUCGCGUUUGUCCUACUGGCGAGCGGGAGGCGGUUCGGUCAAGCUGCACCGGGCGACCCUUGCGAGACGGAUGGAGAUUGUGACGCCUCUGAGGCCUGCGUUGACGGCGAAUGCGGACAGCUUCCACCGCCGCCCCCGCCCCCGCCCCCGCCAAUGUGUGUUCAAGAUAGCCACUGCACACAGAUGUUUGGAGGUACCUCGCACAAGUGCUGCAAUGGGAGUUGCGUGAGAACGAAAUGUUGCAUUCACAAGGACUGCAAAAAAGGUAAAGUCUGUUGCAAUGGGGCGUGCAGUAAGGGCAAGUGCUGCGUCAACGAGGAUUGCAAGCAACACAAAUGGAGGCGCGUUUGCAGAAGCAGACAGUGCGUUCGGUGGUGAGGCAUGAAACAAAGGAUGAGUUGCAAGUAUAGCCCUUACCGGUGCGAUAGCCCCUAGUACCUUGCACAGGUGCUCUCUCUCUCUCUCUCUCCCGCGCGCGCGCGCGCACGCGCGCCAUCAAUCAAUCCCUCUUUCUCUC
Molecule: messenger RNA, 3213 nt
Organism: Chara braunii
Lineage: Eukaryota; Viridiplantae; Streptophyta; Charophyceae; Charales; Characeae
Source: the annotation of a GenBank genome assembly